GGGGAGCCCUAAAAUUAUAAAGACAAUAUAAAAAAAAUGGGGGGAGGGGAUGUAGAUAGGGAGAAGAUAUGGAGGAUUUAACAGGAGUGAGAUAGAGCCGAGAAAGAAGAGGAAGACGUAGUCUGGCACCUGUGCCCCCCUGGAAGGUUCCACCAUGGGUAUGGGUGGGCAGAAUGGCGAGGACUGCAGUACCAGCUGUGUAAAGUCCGAGGCUCGUUAUACCUGGGAAGAGAUUCAGAAGCACAACUUGAAGACCGAUAAGUGGCUGGUGAUAGACCGCAAGGUGUACAACAUCACCCAAUGGGUGAAGCGGCACCCUGGGGGCCUGCGGGUCAUUAGCCACUACGCUGGCGAGGAUGCUACGGAAGCUUUCCAGGCCUUUCACCCGGACCUCACGUUCGUGGGGAAGUUUCUCAAGCCUCUCUUCAUUGGCGAGCUAGCAGACAGCGAGCCAAGCCAGGAUCGUGAUAAAAGCGAACAACAAGCCUGUGACUUUCAAGUGCUACGUAGAACAGCGGAGGAAAUGGGUCUUUUCAACGCCAGCCCGGUCUUCUUUUCUCUCUACCUAUCACAUAUCAUACUUCUGGAAUUUCUUGCCUGGGCUACAGUCUACAACCUCGGCACAGGCUGGAUUUCAACUCUAAUUACCGCAAUGCUUCUCACCAUUUCCCAGGCCCAGGCUGGCUGGCUUCAGCACGAUUUUGGUCAUCUUUCUGUGUUUAAGAAGUCAAAAUGGAAUCACAUCGGCCAUAAAUUUGUCAUCGGCCAUCUCAAGGGAGCCUCUGCCAACUGGUGGAAUCAUCGUCACUUUCAGCAUCACGCCAAGCCCAAUAUAUUCAAAAAGGAUCCAGAUGUAAACAUGGUCCAUAUUUUUGUUUUGGGAGACACACAGCCAGUGGAGUAUGGGAAGAAGAAAAUGAAGUAUCUUCCCUACAAUCACCAACACCAGUAUUUCUUCCUGCUUGGACCCCCCCUGCUGAUCCCAGUAUAUUUUACUGUUCAAAUUAUGAAGACCAUGAUAGUGCGCAAGGAUUGGGUGGAUCUGGCCUGGUCUCUCUCUUAUUACCUUCGUUAUUUCAUCACAUUCGUUCCUUUUUUCGGCUUCUUUGGCUCAGUUGCUCUACUUACGAUUGUUAGAUUCUUUGAAUCACACUGGUUUGUAUGGGUGACCCAGAUGAAUCACAUUCCGAUGGAAAUUGACCAUGAGAAGUACAGAGAUUGGUUGAGCAGUCAGCUUGCGGCCACUUGUAACAUUGAACAAUCCUUCUUUAAUGACUGGUUUAGUGGCCACCUGAACUUUCAGAUUGAACACCAUCUAUUUCCGACCAUGCCUCGGCACAACUACUGCAAGAUAGCUCCCCUUGUUCGCUCCUUGUGCAGCAAAUACAAUGUUAACUAUGAGGAGAAGACUCUGUACAAUGCCUGCCGAGAUGUUGUUUUGUCCCUGAAGAAGUCGGGUGAGCUGUGGUUAGAUGCCUACCUCCACAAGUGACCCUGAUCUGGGUGUAUUCAAUCAGGUGGCCCCCUGAACUUAAUACAAUUAACACCUGGCUAUUUGUACUUUUAGGCUUAUAAUAAAACUGCCUCAAAAUUAA
Molecule: messenger RNA, 1595 nt
Organism: Pelobates fuscus (common spadefoot toad)
Lineage: Eukaryota; Metazoa; Chordata; Amphibia; Anura; Pelobatidae
Gene: FADS2
Product: fatty acid desaturase 2
Exons: 13
Coding region: 155-1492 (445 amino acids)
Biological process (GO): lipid metabolic process
Cellular component (GO): membrane
Molecular function (GO): oxidoreductase activity, acting on paired donors, with oxidation of a pair of donors resulting in the reduction of molecular oxygen to two molecules of water
Source: RefSeq, a predicted model, not a curated record